Messenger RNA from Poecilia reticulata (guppy), 4259 nucleotides. RefSeq names its product collagen type XVIII alpha 1 chain a (gene col18a1a). Gene Ontology annotation, biological process: extracellular matrix organization. Gene Ontology annotation, molecular function: protein binding; extracellular matrix structural constituent conferring tensile strength. The record is from RefSeq and is a predicted model, not a curated record. Lineage: Eukaryota; Metazoa; Chordata; Actinopteri; Cyprinodontiformes; Poeciliidae.
AUGGACGCCCUCCUCUUCACUUCUGCUGGAGUGCGAGUGGUGACAGAGCAGAGGGAAGGAGUGUGUGAGGACUGCGUGGACAUGUCAUAGUUCCCUCUGGAAGGCUGAUUCAUCCGGUUGGACACCACCAUGAGGAGCUGGUUUAAGGCUUUGCCCCUUCUGACCCUGUGGGUGGUCUACUCCGAGGCUUGGUUCUGGUCCUGGAGUGAGACCGGCACAACGUUGGCCCCCAGGUUGGAACUGGAGGGUUCUGGCAUUGCGACAGGUAGCGGAGAGCCUCCGUCUGAGAGCAGCACCACAGCUGGAGCAGAGAUCAUUGACGAAGGACACGUGCUCCAAACAGUUGGACAGACUUGGGAUGAGACCACUGAAGGUCCUCGAGUGACGACUGUAGUUCCUUCAACGCAACCAGAGAGAGGCCGUGGAGCGGGAAAAACCACCGCAGGGAUAACAUCACGCAGAAGUAAACCCGAAGACAGCGGCGUGACGCUGCUGCAGCUGAUCGGCGAUCCUCCUCCAGAGAAGAUCCCGGAGGUGGAUGGCCCGGACAACAGCCCCGCCUACCUGUUCGGCCCAGAAUCUGCCACGGGCCAGCUGGCCCGCGCCCACUUCCCCAACCCCUUCUACAGGAACUUCGCCCUCAUCUUCAGCCUGAAGCCCACCUCCGAUGAUGGCGGCAUCGUCUUCUCAAUCACUGACUCCUCGCAGCAGGUCAUGCACCUUGGCGUCAAGCUGUCAGCCGUUCAGGGCUCGGAGCAGAACGUCGUUUUGUUCUACAGCGAGGCCGGCGCCGGACAGUCCAAAGAGGCGGCCAGGUUCCGAGUACCGUCCAUGACGAAUGCCUGGAACCGCUUUGCUGUGGCUGUGAAGGACGAUAAGGCCAUGCUGUACCUGAACUGUGACGUGGAGCCGCAGGUGAUGCGGAUGGAGCGAUUGGCGGGGGAGCUGGAGCUGGAGUCAGGGUCUGGGGUGUUCGUGGGCCAGGCUGGAGGGGAGCAUCCUGACAAAUUUAAGGGUGCCAUCAGCGAGCUGCGGGUGGUGGGAGACCCGAGCGCCGCAGCUCGGUUCUGCGAGGAGGAUGACGACUCUGAUAUGGCUUCAGGAGAAGGAAGUGGCUACGAAGAAACCAGACGGCCAAAACCUCUCAGUGAGAAACCUCAACAGACGACAGCCGACGAGUCUCUUCCUCCAAUCCAACAGCCGCCGCUGGAGCAGCCCGUGCAGAAGGCGCAAACGGGUGCAGUCGCCGCUAAAGGAGAAAAAGGCGACAGAGGAGAGAAAGGAGAUCGGGGCCCGGCGGGGCCGAAGGGAGACGCAGGCUCCGGCUCCCAAGGGGGAAUCCGCGGACUAAAGGGAGAACCAGGUGAAAAAGGAGCAAAGGGCAGUGCAGGGUUUGGAUAUCCGGGUUCAAAGGGUGAACCAGGCCCUCCAGGACCACCUGGGCCCCCUGGAUCUCCAGGAGCCGCAACUCAGUAUUCAGUUGACCGRGACGGGUCGGUUGUUUCGAAGGUUCCUGGGCCGCGYGGACCGCCUGGACCUGCAGGUCCUCAGGGGCCACCAGGAGAAGAUGGAGAACCAGGUGAUCCCGGUGAAGAUGGAAAAACUGGGCCUCAGGGACCUCCAGGGUUUCCAGGAACUCUGGGUGACGCAGGAGCUAAAGGAGAGAAGGGCGACCGUGGAGAGGGCCAGCCCGGCCCCAGGGGCCCCCCAGGGCCUCCAGGACCACCGGGUACAGGAUACAGAUCUACAUUCGAGGACAUGGAGGCCUCUGGAUUCCCUGAUUUGGUCUCCGUUCGGGGACUUCCAGGUCCCCCAGGUCUUCCCGGUCCCCCGGGUCCUCCCGGUCUUCCCUCAGCAAGCACAUCCGUGAACUCUGGAGCUUUUGGGCCUCCAGGAAAAAAUGGAGCACCUGGCCAACCUGGUCUGCCUGGUUUACCUGGUGCUGAUGGUCUUCCAGGAGCUCCUGGCCCGAGGGGCGAAAAGGGGGAUUCAGGCGACCUUGGACUCCCAGGAGCAAUUGGACAAAAGGGAUCUCUAGGAGAAUCUGGUUUACCGGGACCUGCAGGAGAGCCUGGACUGGCUGGCCUGCCAGGACCCAUGGGACCAGUUGGUCCUCCUGGACCUCCUGGGCCUCCAGGACAAGGUCAUCGGGUUGGAUUUGAUGACAUGGAGGACUCCAGUGGGAUUUUCACUAAUGGACUUCCUGGUGUCAGAGGACCAGAAGGGAUACAGGGACCUCCUGGUUUACCUGGACACCCAGGUAAACCCGGUUUCCCAGGAAUUCAAGGUCCAAAAGGUGAGCAGGGUCUGGCAGGAAGAGACGGACUGCCAGGUCUGGAUGGCUUCCCCGGACCGCCGGGACAAAAGGGUGACAGAGGUGACAAAGGAGAGACGGGUGAUGCUGGUCGAGAUGGAAACGGACUCCCAGGCCCACCUGGUCCACCUGGACCACCGGGACAAAUAAUCUACCAGCCAUCUGACAACGGAGUGGCUGGUUUACCCGGUAGAGCUGGAUUUCCUGGUCCUGUUGGACCGAAGGGGGACAGAGGUGACCCUGGUUCACCAGGUUAUGGCCCGAAGGGUGAAAAAGGGGAACCGGGCCUGAUAAUUGGACCAGAUGGAAAUCCUUUGUAUCUGGGAGGCCUAACAGGCACCAAGGGAGACAGAGGACUGCCAGGACCUAUCGGACCUUUUGGUCCUCAGGGGCCCCCUGGACUGAAAGGUGAAAUAGGAAUGCCAGGAAGACCCGGUCGUCCAGGUGUGAAUGGAUACAAGGGUGAAAAAGGAGAGCAAGGAGGGGGUGCAGGUUAUGGCUACCCGGGAGUUGCCGGCCCACCAGGACCUCCAGGACCACCCGGACCUCCAGGCCCAGCCAUUUCUCUGGAUCGCUUUAAUCGCUUUGAUGAAAACUCAAGGGGUUACCAAGUGGUAAAGGGAGAAAAAGGAGAGCGUGGCGACCGUGGAUCUCCUGGGAUCCCAGGAACUGCGUCAAACUUUGAUAUCUACACAUUUAAGAAUGAGCUGAAGGGAGACCAGGGAGAUCCAGGAGUGAAGGGGGAGAAAGGAGAGCCAGGUGGUGGAUACUACGACCCACGUUAUGGAGCACCAGUGGGCCCACCAGGACCUCCUGGAAACCCAGGCCUACCAGGUCCAAAGGGAGAGUCUAUAGCUGGACCUCCUGGACCACCAGGACCUUCUGGACCACCAGGUGUUGGCUACGAUGGCCGUCCAGGUCCAGCAGGACCACCUGGUCCUCCAGGACCUCCUGGGAAUCCCUCAUUUUCUGGAACAUACAGACCUAAUUAUCCCGUCAGCGUUCCUGGACCUCCUGGUCCGCCAGGCCCCCCUGGAAGCCCCGGCCUCUCCUCUGGGGUGACGGUCUUGAGGUCGUAUGACAUCUUGAUUGCGACGGCCCGGCAGCAGCCGGARGGAAGUMUCAUUUACAUCCUGGACAAAGCAGACCUCUAUCUGAGAGUGCGCGACGGACUUCGACAAGUCCUCCUCGGAGAUUACAGGACCUUCUUUGGAGAUCUGGGCAACGAGGUGGCAGAAGUGCAGCCCCCACCGGUGGUGGUGUACCCCCACGCCCCAGAACGGACCUCCAACAACGGAGCGGGUCAUUACUCCCAGAGCAGUGCGGUUAUCCGACCCGUUGAGCCCCCGCUGCGGCACCCCAGCCCCCCUGUGGUGCCAGCUGCUGACUCGUCAGAAUCAGGACUCCACCUCGUAGCGCUGAACGCGCCUCAGAUCGGCAACAUGCGAGGGAUUCGCGGGGCGGACUUCCUGUGCUUCCAGCAGGCUCGUGCUGUUGGUCUGAAGGGAACGUUCAGAGCCUUCCUGUCCUCCAGGCUUCAAGACCUCUACACCAUCGUCCGCAGGUCGGACAGGAACGGAUUCCCCAUCAUGAACCUGAAGAACCAAGUGUUGUUCAGCAGCUGGGAGUCCAUCUUCAGUGAGGACAGCAACAAAAUGAGGGAGAAUGUACCAUUAUACUCGUUUGACGGCAGAGACAUCCUCAGGGACAGUGCAUGGCCAGAGAAGAUGGUCUGGCACGGAUCAAGCCAAAAGGGCCACCGGCAAAUGGAUCAUUACUGUGAAACGUGGCGGGCGGGCGAGCACGCUGUGACGGGCCUGGCGUCGUCCCUGCAGAGCGGCCGCCUCCUGCAGCAGACGCCCAGCAGCUGCUCCGGCUCCUACAUCGUCCUCUGCAUCGAGAACGCCUUCACGUCGCCCUCCAAAUAAUAAAUCCAUCCUCUGCA